Peronospora matthiolae is the source of this 456-nucleotide messenger RNA. Lineage: Eukaryota; Oomycota; Peronosporomycetes; Peronosporales; Peronosporaceae. The record is from the annotation of a GenBank genome assembly.
AUGGCAGUUGUGCUUUUUUAUUGUGGUGGUUGUGCUUUUUUCGUGCGGCUGGUCGUGGUGGCGGACAAUCGCGAAGUGGUCGAUGGAUGGAAAAAGAGCGAACGAUGCGAGAAGGCGGGAGAAAGCAGCAGCAGGAAGCGUGUCUCGUCUGCUGGAGAAAACAAAGCGCCUGGCUUUUUUUUGCUGGCGGAGCGAACGUGGGAACACAAUUUGAUGACGUCGACGCGUUAUGGACUGUACGUACAUCGGAGCGAAAGAGAGAGAGAGAGAGGGCGGGAGCGAGGUUUUAUUGGCGAGACUGUUGUGUGCGACAUGUCGUCCUUGGAUUGCAGAAACGGGGAAAGAUGCAGCGGGAUCCUGGUUGUCAAUACAGGAAUCAAGCCAGUCAGUGGGCGCCAAGAGUGGCUGCGAGGCGUGUUCUUUAUUCGAGUUUUCGUUCUUUUUUCUUCUCGCUGA